CGGAGGGGGCUGUCGACGCUCUUUCCCUCUGUUUCUACCAAACUCGAACCAUAGGAGUUGGAAGUCUUUUCUGCUAGAGAGACUUCCUUGGCGACGCAUCUCUCCUCGCUUGGCGCGCUGGGUGUUGUGGGAAAAGAAAGCGGGACGGGCCUCGGAGGGCAGCUAAAGAGCGACACGGGUUCGCAGUCGCGCAGACCUGCCUGUUUUCCAAUACAUCCAUCAGAUGACUUCACCAAAUAAAGCAAUUGAGUUACAGUUGCAAAUACGACAAAAUGCCGAGGAACUUCAAGAUUUUGUGAAAGAUUUAGAAUGCUGGGAGAAGGAUAUUAAAGAAAAAGAUCAUGAUUUAAGGCUUCAGAGUGGAAUUGCAGAUAAAGAUUUACCCCCAAUUAGGAAUGAAGCAUACAAAAAGAAAAAGAGCAAAGUUAAAACAGUCUCAAAAAAAACAACGGAAGAAAACAAAAAGAACAAGAUAAAAUCUUAUGAUUAUGAAGCUUGGGGAAAGCUGGAUGUGGAUAAGAUACUUGAGGAACUUGAUCAGGAAGAUACAACUCAUGACUCAGUGUCAGAUUCUGAAGAAGAUGGAAUUCGUAUAGAUACAGAAAAAGCUCUUGCUGAGAAAGAAAAGGGCAAUACUUAUUUUAAACAAGGUAAUUAUGAUGCUGCAGUAGAAUGCUACACAAAAGGAAUGAAUGCAGAUCCUUACAAUCCAGCUUUGCCUACAAAUAGGGCAUCUGCCUUUUUUCGACUGAAAAAGUUUUCUGUGGCUGAAUCUGAUUGCAAUUUAGCACUUGCCUUAAACAAAAAUUAUACAAAGGCUUAUAGCAGAAGAGGGGCAGCUCGCUUUGUUUUGGGAAAUUUUAAGGGUGCCAAAGAAGAUUAUGAAAACGUUUUGGAAGUGGAUCCAAACAACUUUGAAGCAAAAAAUGAACUUCGGAAAAUUGAACAGGCUCUCUUGUUAAAAGAAAAUGGCCAGAUUGAAGAAACAGAUACCUUUAGGAAAGUGGAAAUUACAGAAGAAGAAAUGAAACAACUGGAGGAAGAGCAGCUAAAGCAAAAGGCUGUGGCAGAAAAAGAUUUGGGUAAUGGGUAUUUCAAAGAAGGUAAAUAUGAAAUAGCAAUAGAAUGCUACACACGUGGAAUAGCAGCAGAUGGCACCAAUGCACUUCUUCCAGCAAAUAGAGCUAUGGCCUAUCUAAAAAUUCAAAAAUACGAAGAAGCAGAAGAAGAUUGCACUCAGGCUGUGUUACUCGAUUCUUCAUAUUCUAAAGCCUAUGCCAGAAGAGGCAUGGCUAGAUCUGCCCUGGGAAAACUAAAAGAAGCUAUGCAAGAUUUUGAAACUGUCUUGAAGCUGGAACCUGGAAAUAAGCAAGCAAUAAAUGAACUAACCAAGCUUAAAAAUGAGUUAAUCGCAAAAGGUUUUUUGUCAGACACGGAAUAUUCUGGACUACCACAGAAUGAAUCAGAAGUACAAAAUCUGGUAAAACCCAUUGAUAAACCCUUGCAUCUGAGAUCAACUAAACCUUUAAGAAGAGUAAACAUUGAGGAAGUCAGUAAUGAUAUGCUAAGUGCAAAUUCGAUGGCCACCAGAGAGCCUGAGCCUAUUCAAUCUGUUUUUGCAAACCCAAAUGCAACACAGGAAUUAGUAUCUGCAAAGAAUCAAAGCAAGAAUUUAUCUUCUCCAUCUGGUACUCCCAAAGCAAAGCUGCUGAAAAUAGAAGAAAUUGGUGAUGCUUUGUUGACUGAAUCUAUUAGCACAAAUACUGUGAAAGAGAAACCAUCACUGCAAUCCUGUGCUAUAAAAAAGCAAGCUGAGACAGAAAACUACAUUCUUUCAUCUUUGUCUGAAUUUUCUGUGCCUCCAGUCCCUGUGAAUUCUUUCCAACUUGAAUCAGAUUUCAGAAAAUUAAAAGGUUACCCUGAUCAGUUGUAUACAUAUUUAAAGCAAAUUGAUCCUUCCCUUUAUCCUAAUCUCUUCCAAAAUUCAUUGGAUCCAGAUGUUUUUUGCCAAAUCUUGAAAAUUCUACAGGAUUUUUAUACUAAGAAAGAAGAACCUUUACUUAUCCUUGAAAUUCUAUGCAAAUUAUCAGCAUCCAAAAGAUUUGAUAUGGCAGUUAUGUUUAUGUCAGAAUCAGAGAAAAAAACUGUGCGUUCAUUAUUUGAUCAUUUGGAACAAUCUCAUUUGAAAGAUUCUACAAUUAAACAACUCAAGAUAAAAUACAGUGUUUGAGUCAAAGGACUUUUUGUAUCUGUGUAUAUAAAUACAGCGGAUUAUAUACUUUUUUGGAAGGACAGUUCCAUAUGGGCAAUUAUGACAAAGAGAAUUUCAAGUUCAUUCUGCUUUUCUGUUAUGAGUUGACCCACCAUGGCUUGCCUCAAUCUUACUUAUUUUUUCGUUUUGAACAUCCUGAAGAAACAAGAUUGACAGCUGUUAAAAUACUUAAUAAAUUCCAUUCUUUGUUUAUUAAUUGUGUGUUAAAAAUUAUGUAUUUUUGUUCUUAUAAAUAAAUUCACAGAUGUUAAA
Candoia aspera is the source of this 2524-nucleotide messenger RNA. It is a transcript of the gene RPAP3, whose product is annotated as RNA polymerase II associated protein 3. The coding region runs from base 224 to 2230 and encodes 668 amino acids. Gene Ontology annotation, cellular component: protein folding chaperone complex. Lineage: Eukaryota; Metazoa; Chordata; Lepidosauria; Squamata; Candoiidae. Gene Ontology annotation, molecular function: protein binding. The record is from RefSeq and is a predicted model, not a curated record. The transcript has 17 exons.